AUAAUUUACACACAAUGUUGAGUUUUGCAACUUUAUUGUUUCUUUUUACUUCGAUUUUGGUCUCUGAAUCACAAGGAGACACAUGUCCUGCACAAAGUCCAAAAAAUGUUUAUUAUUUAGGAGACAAACAGGUAACUUGGUCUGACGCUAUUAUAGCAUGUCAAGCCGUUGGAAUGUCAUUAGUAAGUAUCCAGAGUCAAGCUAAGCAGGAUGAAAUCAUUAAUUAUUUGGAAGUCAGAAAAGUAAAUUACACUGGACUCGAUAACUCCAUAUGGAUCUCAGGAAAUAGACGUCUGGAUAAAGUUAAAUGGUUUUGGUUAGCUGUAGAACCUAUUAUAUACACUAAUUUCCUUCCUGGUGAACCAAACAAUUCUGGUGGGAAUGAAGAAUGUCUAACCGUAGUUUACUCCGGAAGGCCUGGUUGGAACGAUAUCGCAUGUAGCAGCAAGUUUUAUCCUUUAUGCGAGAAAGAGAUUUGUUGUGCUGGUUGUAAUUGUUGUUCUUAAUUUCAUUCUUUUAUGUAAAUAAUUAUGUAAUAAUAUAAAUUACUUUUUGAUAUCGAUGUAAGUAAUAAUAAGGGUAUUAAUAAAUACAAUUGUCCAUUA
Diabrotica virgifera virgifera (western corn rootworm) is the source of this 605-nucleotide messenger RNA. RefSeq names its product C-type lectin mannose-binding isoform-like. Lineage: Eukaryota; Metazoa; Arthropoda; Insecta; Coleoptera; Chrysomelidae. The coding region runs from base 15 to 506 and encodes 163 amino acids. The record is from RefSeq and is a predicted model, not a curated record. Gene Ontology annotation, cellular component: external side of plasma membrane. Gene Ontology annotation, molecular function: carbohydrate binding. The transcript has 4 exons. Gene Ontology annotation, biological process: biological process involved in interspecies interaction between organisms.